UUCUCUCCUCAGCACACUCUCCCAGUUUCUUUUGCGCUGUAUCUGUCCGCAACCUCUCUUUUUUUUUUUUUUUUUUUUCUCUUCUCCAUAUAUUUAUAAACCCUAGAAGUAGUAGAAAGGGGGAAUUGAUUAAAUAUCCCUUUCGUUAUCUUUCUAGGGUUUAUAUUAUCCUUAGUUGUAAUGGAUCAUCAGAACCUUGCUGUUAUUCUUCGUGCUGCUUUGAGUCCUAAUCCUGAUGAGCGUAAAGCUGCUGAACUCAGUCUCAAUCAGUUUCAGCAUACCCCGCAGCAUCUUGUGAGAUUGCUGCAAAUCAUAGUAGAUGGGUCUUGCGACAUGGCAGUCCGACAGGUGGCUAGCAUUCAUUUUAAGAACUUCGUUGCAAAGAACUGGUGCCCUCAUGAUCCUGCUGAGCAAUCAAAAAUUAUGCCAAGUGACAAGGAAUUGGUGAGGCAAAAUAUUCUCAUAUUUAUUGCGCAAGUUCCUUCAUUGCUGAGGGUACAGUUGGGGGAAUGCCUUAAGACAAUGAUACAUGCAGACUACCCGGAGCAGUGGCCAACACUUCUGCCCUGGGUAAAGCAUAAUCUGCAGGAUCAGCAAGUUUAUGGUGCUUUGUUUGUUCUGAGAAUUCUCUCUAGGAAAUAUGAAUUCAAAUCAGACGAGGAGAGAACACCUGUUUAUCACGUUGUUGAGGAAACUUUUCCGAGUCUUCUCAACAUAUUUAACAGACUUGUUCAGAUAACAAAUCCGUCAAUUGAAGUAGCAGACUUGAUCAAGCUUAUUUGCAAAAUAUUCUGGUCGUCCAUAUAUUUGGAGAUUCCGAAGCAGUUGUUUGAUCCAAGUGUGUUCAAUGCCUGGAUGGUUCUUUUCUUGAAUAUGUUGGAGAGGCCUGUCCCUGUGGAAGGCCAACCAACUGAUCCAGAGCUAAGGAAAUCAUGGGGAUGGUGGAAGGUGAAAAAGUGGACAGUCCAUAUAUUAAAUCGACUUUACACCCGGUUUGGAGAUUUAAAACUUCAAAACCCAGACAACAAAGCUUUUGCUCAAAUGUUUCAGAAGGGUUAUGCGGGGAAAAUUUUGGAGUGUCACCUUAAUCUAUUGAAUGUUAUACGUGCUGGUGGUUACUUGCCGGAUAGGGUGAUCAACCUCAUUUUGCAAUACCUGAGCAAUAGUAUCUCAAAGAGCAACAUGUAUAGCUUGUUGCAACCCAGACUUGAUGUUGUUCUUUUCGAGAUCAUCUUUCCGCUUAUGUGCUUCAGUGAUAAUGAUCAAAAGCUUUGGGAGGAGGAUCCUCAUGAAUAUGUGAGGAAGGGUUAUGAUAUAAUUGAGGAUUUAUAUAGUCCCAGAACUGCUGCAAUGGAUUUUGUGAGCGAGUUAGUAAGAAAGCGUGGUAAAGAGAACCUUCAAAAAUUUAUACUCUUCAUUGUUGAGAUUUUUAAGAGAUAUGAGGAGGCAGCCCCAGAAUACAAGCCCUAUAGGCAGAAAGAUGGCGCUCUUCUUGCAAUAGGAGCUCUAUGCGAUAAAUUGAAACAAACUGAACCAUACAAAUCAGAGCUUGAACGUAUGCUUGUGCAACAUGUUUUCCCUGAAUUUAGCAGUCCUGUGGGUCAUCUUCGAGCCAAGGCAGCAUGGGUUGCAGGACAGUAUGCCCAUGUUAACUUUUCAGAUCCAAACAACUUCCGCAAGGCAUUACACAGUGUUGUGACUGGAAUGCGUGAUCCUGACCUACCUGUUCGCGUUGAUUCUGUUUUCGCUUUACGUUCAUUUGUUGAAGCCUGUAGAGAUUUGAAUGAAAUCCGGCCCAUUCUUCCGCAAUUACUUGAUGAAUUUUUCAAACUUAUGAAUGAAGUCGAGAAUGAAGAUCUUGUGUUUACGCUUGAGACUAUCGUGGACAAGUUUGGUGAGGAGAUGGCUCCUUAUGCUCUUGGGUUAUGCCAGAAUUUGGCUGCUGCAUUUUGGAAAUGCAUUAACAUGGCUGAAGCAGAGGAAGAAGCCGAUGAUCCUGGAGCUCUUGCUGCUGUUGGCUGUUUACGAGCCAUAAGCACAAUACUUGAGUCAGUGAGCCGGCUUCCACACCUUUUCAUUCACAUUGAGCCAACACUCCUGCCAAUAAUGCGUAGGAUGUUGACUACGGAUGGACAAGAGGUCUUUGAAGAGGUUUUGGAGAUAGUUUCAUAUAUGACUUUUUUUUCGCCAACAAUAUCCAUGGAAAUGUGGAGUCUUUGGCCAUUGAUGAUGGAGGCGCUAGCAGACUGGGCUAUUGACUUCUUUCCAAAUAUACUGGUUCCUUUAGACAACUAUAUAUCCAGGAGUACUGCCCACUUCCUCACUUGCAAGGAUCCAGACUAUCAACAAAGCCUUUGGAAUAUGAUAUCAUCUGUCAUGGGAGAUAAAAAUUUGGAGGAUAGUGACAUUGAGCCCGCACCUAAGCUUAUUCAAGUUGUAUUCCAGCAUUGUAAGGGACAGGUGGAUCACUGGGUUGAGCCGUAUAUCAGAAUCACAAUUGAACGUCUCCGUCGAGCUGAUAAACCAUAUCUGAAGUGCCUCUUGGUCCAAGUGAUAGCUGAUGCUCUUUACUACAAUGCGCCUCUGACAUUGAACAUACUUCAAAAGCUUGGCAUUGCUACAGAGGUGUUUAAUCUCUGGUUCCAGAUGUUGGGACAAACAAAAAAGAGCGGAGCACGGGUUAACUUUAAAAGGGAACAUGACAAAAAGGUUUGCUGCUUGGGCUUGACAUCUUUGCUUCCUCUUCCUGUGGAUCAAUUGCCAGGGGAGGCCUUAGAGCGUGUUUUCAAAGCAACUCUAGAUCUGCUUGUUGCCUACAAGGAUCAAGUAGCAGAAGCGGCUAAGGAGGACGAGGCAGAAGAUGAUGAUGAUAUGAAUGGAUUGCAAUCUGAUGAGGAUGAUGACGAAGAGGGGUCUGACAAAGAAAUGGGGGAUGAUGCUGAGGAAGGGGAUGAGGCUGAAAGCAUUAGGCUUCAAAAAUUGGCUGCACAGGCAAAGGCUUUUCGUUCACAUGACGAGGACGAUGAUGAUGACUCCGAUGAUGAUUUCAGCGAUGAUGAUGAAGAGUUGCAGUCACCCCUUGAUGAUGUGGACCCCUUCAUUUUCUUUGUGGAAACAAUCAAAGCUAUGCAAGCAUCUGAUCCAUUGAGGUUCCAGAGCCUUACCCAGACUUUGGACUUUCGUUAUCAAGCAUUGGCAAAUGGUGUUGCUCAGCAUGCUGAGCAGAGAAGAGUGGAGAUAGAGAAGGAAAAAGUGGAGAAGGCAUCAGCAACAGUUGCAUCAUGAUUUUGGUCAGCCAGUUUGCUUUUGGCCAAAACUCAAUUUGCUCUGAGUUCUCCGUGUAUCCUUUCAUUCAAUAAUAUGAUUUGAGAAAGAAUUGAGUAAGUUGCUAAGUUUAAAGGUUUUGAGGGGUCCGCUGGUUCUGGAAACGUGCAAGUCUUGAUGAGUAAUCACAUCCAAACAUGUACCUUGGUUACGAGGGGCAGAAGUUGAAGUUGCACUAGGCCUGCUCCCUUCUCUUGCUAUGUGGUCUUGAUGAGUCUCCGUGAAGUGGGCUAAUUCUAUGUCAGAAGAUGCCUCUUCGCUGGAUGUCAUUGCUUUUUUUUUUUCCCCGAGUGUCUUGUAGUUCAUACGGAUGAAAACGUUAGGAUUAUUCAUUGGUGGCCUUUCUAUUUGGUUUAGGAAGGCGUGGGGGUUGGGGGUAAAUGCAGACAGCAUUUAUCAUGUAUUAUAUUUAUUCGGUUACCAGAUGAUGCAUAUACUGUUUGAAUUUGGGUGAAUUAAUGCCCUAAAAGUUUUGUAAGUCAUGGUUGUAGUUUAUGUUCAGUAUUUAUACACCAUUGGUUUAUUUUUGGGUUGGAAGGUGUUUCGCAUUGCAAGUGGUCACACAAUUAGCUUUGCUGCUGAUUGUAAAACAUUUAGUAUUCCUUGAUCUGUAUUCAUGGGGAAUAUCAUAAUUUCAUUUGUUCUUUUUUCUAAA
This is a messenger RNA of Lycium barbarum (goji berry), 3979 nucleotides long. Its product is annotated as importin beta-like SAD2. Gene Ontology annotation, biological process: protein import into nucleus. Gene Ontology annotation, cellular component: nuclear envelope; cytosol. NCBI's taxonomy places the organism in Eukaryota, Viridiplantae, Streptophyta, Magnoliopsida, Solanales, Solanaceae. The record is from RefSeq and is a predicted model, not a curated record. Gene Ontology annotation, molecular function: small GTPase binding. Bases 181 to 3285 code for a protein of 1034 amino acids. The transcript is spliced from 22 exons.